ACUAUGCUGCUUGAGGAAGAACAGACGUAAACUGACAAUUGAGUACAUCAGGGAUUACAUAAGCAACAUGUCUCAGUCACCGGGAAGAAAACAGGAGAACCACAAAAUAAGCAGAGAACUUUUUGUACUCACCUAUGGGGCUUUGGUAGCCCAGCUGUGCAAGGACUAUGAAAAAGAUGAAGACGUAAACACCUGUUUAGACAGAAUGGGAUACAGCAUUGGUGUAAGGCUGAUUGAUGACUUUUUAGCUCGUUCUGCUGUUAAAAAAUGCCGCAGUUAUUCUGAAACUGCAGAAAUGAUUGCACAGGUUGCUUUCAAGACGUACCUUGGGGUCACCCCUAGUGUAAGUUGCAGCAGUGCCGCAGGAAAUGAAUUCUCCUUAAUCCUGGACAAAAACCCACUGGUGGAUUUUGUGGAGGAGCUGCCAGCAGAACGAGCGUCACUUUGCUACUGUAACCUCCUCUGUGGGGUGAUUCGAGGUGCUUUGGAAAUGGUUCACCUAUCAGCGGAAGUCACCUUCCUCCAGGACAGGCUGAAGGGUGAUGCUGUGACAGAAAUAGGAAUUACAUUUUUAAGGAAGCCUGAAGACAGAAAGCACAAAAGGAAUAAAUGAAAGGAGUAUUGGGAGAAACCCUUGCUGAGGGAUAUUUUGUGCCUUUUGUUUCAGAAGAAGACAUGCAAGGUAAAAAUGGUUUCACUGAUCCAGCUGCAUCAGUCACCUGGUUGAAAGGUGGAGACAGCUGGGCCGUAAACAGGAGGGACAGGGCAAGGAAGAGCAAGGUUAAUUGUCAUGACACAGAUAUUAAAAUGAUCAAAAUGACCUGCCCUUCCUUCUCACAUAACUAUGCUCUUGAGCUUAAUGCAAGUUUUAUCUCAGUAUUUAGUGUGUGCUGGAUGCAAAAUAUUCAUUUGGACAUCAACUGUUCUCAAACAAAGAUGAUGACCUUUUCCCAUUUUGUUUUACAGUUAUGUUUCAAAGCAUGGCUACUCAGAGGUACUCUAUUUCCCUGGCUCUGCGUGUUUAAGUAUAAAGAGUUCAUCCACUCUGGCUGCUGUAUGCUGUGUGUCGCUCGUUUUGAUGUGUAAUGGUUUGCCAUUUAUUGUCCUCCACACUGGACAUCCUGCUGCUUUGAUACCAGAGAGGAAUGCAGCUUCACUGAUGGCAGGAGCUGGUUGGGUUCCUUACAGCUCUUCCAGGCCCCAUAUGCAGUUUUGCUGGCAUGUUCAGUCUUGUAUGCACACAAUUCUGACAACUGCAGCAAUGCUUGUGUUACUCCAAGCCUUUUCAUGUCAGCCCUCUCUUUCAAGAGCACUCAUCUUAUGACCAAACUGAACAAAGCAUGAUGUAUCUGAUGUAUAGUCACUUUAAACCUGCACUUGCCUAAGGAAACUUGAAUGAAAAUUUUAAGGUUACCACACAACUAGUUUGAUGGUCGUUGUGUCUGCUCUUACCUGACUUUCACCACCACCUGUUGAACAUCUUCCCCUUGGCAGUGGACUUUUUGCCACAACAUGACUGGGAAAUAGAGAAGGAGCAGCCUCACAAAGACUUGAUUUACAGGAAGGGUUUAAUGUUUUUCUAUGUAACACAAGAUAUCUAGGUGAGGGUUGGACAAAACCCCAGUUCCUAGCACGGUACCCUACCCACUAAGCCAGAUCACUUUCUCCUCACCAAAGUACUUCUUUUAAACUGAAAUACAGACAAUUAAGUUCAUUGAAGCCCAGAGUUAACUCUGAUUUUAUCACUGUGAUUUGUACCCUUUUCUCCUGUUUUUCCCUCAGUCUGUUUACCUCUUAAUCCUACUGAGUGAAGGGCGUCUCUUACCUUGGGGACUGCAGGGUUCACUCCCACCCUGUGCAAUCCUCAUGAUAGUCAUUUUCCUUUCAUAUAUCUUAACAGUGUCUUACAGUGGUGGCAAAGUGUAAUGGAGCUUUUAGAGAGCAAUUCUGUACAGAACAAAAACUAAGCUAUUCAUUACCUGGCCUUGGCCUCAACCCAACUCCUGUUACCUGCUCCCAGUAAGUUACAACAUGUAACCAUGUCAUGUAACAAUGUGUUACAGGUACUAACAAGUUUACCUACUUAUUGGUUGGUUGGUUGUGUUUUGUUUUGUUUUGUUUGUUUGUUUGUUUUUGUUUGGGGGUUUGGGGUGUUGUUGUUGUUGUUGUUUUAAAUCAGGGCUAAAAGGUCUUGUGGAAUUCGUCUGAAUACAGGAGCCCUCGAUGCAGUUUUUGCUAGUUAAGUCUAGCUGGCUGAAAUGGACAUGUGACUGACACAAAAAACCUUACUUUAUAUGGCCAUUUUUACUUUUUCCACCAACAUCCUACUGGCCAAAUGUUACCUGUUAGUCUUCAGUAUGAGAGGUAAAAGGUAACAUUUUUAACUGAAGGAUGUUUCCUGGAGACACAAGUAACAAAACUGGACCCUUGAUACUCUAUUAUCAUUUAAUUUCUUGGAAGGAAAAGAGAACUGAGCAAGUCAGUGACUGUGACAAAAUGAAUGAUUUUUAAAAUUCUUUUCUACAUAUAUAAUUAAAUCUUGUUUUCCCUUUAUGUGUUAUGCUUUCAGUUUAUAGUGAGAAAGAAUCUUCCAAGCUCAUUAUAUUCAGCUAGUUAAAAUAGGCUCUUCCCUUCCUUCUUCCUUGGAAAAUGAGUAUAACAAAUAACUUCUUGGGAUUCCUUUCUGUCUGUCUGAAUAGUUUCAAAGUUUACUGUGUAGAAAAAGAGGAUUUCUGUGAGUAAGUAAAAGGACAGCCCAGACCAAACAAUCUGACUAACUUCUCCUAAAUGCUAUCUUAAGAAAAAACUUUUCAGAUGAAAACUGAACUUUGCUAUUCUUCACUCAAAAUCGAUAUAUUUAUUCUUAUAAUUUGAUGUUCUUUGGUAAGAAUAUUAUUAUUUCCUACUAUGGAUUGCAGAUUUAUAAUAUCCAUAAAUAUGUGGCUGUGCUAUAAAUGUUUGUUAAUAGAUAAGCUUCACAUACACUGCCAUGUUAUGCACAAGCCUAACCCCUCAUGACAAGCUAAUUUACACUUUGAUAGACUCCAUUCUGGAUAAAGUUAAAUAGUGUAUUUGGCAGGGACAAACAAAUGUAACUUAGGUGUAGCUUAGGUAUCUUAGGUGCUGAUGCCAGGGCCAAAACACUGUACUGUAUGAUUGUUCUUUUAAAAAUCCCAUAGGAAUGAAGUACUUUUCAGAAAAAUAAAAGGAAGAAUGUGAAUGGUAAGUUUAAUGGUUUAAUGUUAGUGUAUUUUCCCUGCAGCAUUCAGUCAAAUACCUUUUUUUCUUUUUUUUUCCAUUAAAGAGCUUUACAAUUACAGGAAA
Messenger RNA from Myiozetetes cayanensis, 3324 nucleotides. RefSeq names its product trafficking protein particle complex subunit 3L (gene TRAPPC3L). NCBI's taxonomy places the organism in Eukaryota, Metazoa, Chordata, Aves, Passeriformes, Tyrannidae. Bases 68 to 613 code for a protein of 181 amino acids. The record is from RefSeq and is a predicted model, not a curated record. Gene Ontology annotation, biological process: intra-Golgi vesicle-mediated transport; endoplasmic reticulum to Golgi vesicle-mediated transport. The transcript has 5 exons. Gene Ontology annotation, cellular component: TRAPP complex; cis-Golgi network membrane; cytosol.